UUUAUAAACGGCAACACCAUGAAAUGCAUCUCACAGUAGCUCGCUUUGUGUGAAAAGAAAAAAAUACACAUAAUUAAGUAGCUAAUCACACCAUGUGUAAGCAAUCGGAGAACGGGAUUCCGGUGAUCGAUUUCUCCAAGGAGGAGGCGUUGAAGCCGGGGUCGAGUUCUUGGCUAGGGAUACGUGAAGAUGUUAUCCGUGCACUCGAAGGAACGGGCUGCUUCAUUGCAUUAGUUGGCAACAAGGUCCGCCAAGAGCUUCGCAGCACCAUGUUGGAGGCUUUCAAAGAGUUGAUGGAUUUCCCCCGUGAAGCCAAGAUGAAGGUCAAGAGCAAGAACAAGAAGACCUUGGGUGCAUAUCACAACACCACUCAGAUCCACGAAAGCCUGGCAAUGGACGACGCCGCAGAUGCUGCUGAGUGCCAGAAGUUCAGCAAUCUCUUCUGGCCCAACGGAAAUGAAAAUUUCACUCGAAGUUCGAACGAGUAUGCAACGCAAAUGAUGAACUUAGACUGGAUAGUGACGAGGAUGAUAUUCGAAAGCUAUGGUGUUGACAACUACCAUGAUACACAUAUUAACACCAACACUCACCACAUGUCGUUCCUCAAGUACGAGCGAUCGGAGGAAAUUGAAACCGACGUGGGUGUUUUUAUUCACACCGACAAGAACUUCACCACGGUGCUGCAUCAGGUGAACGACAGCCAUGGCUUGGAGGUGCAGAACAAGAACGGGGACUGGGUGCUCUGUCAACCACCGCCAUCGUCCUUCACUUUCAUCGCAGGCGAUAUUUUGCAGGUUUGGAGCAAUGAUAAAAUACAAGCUUGCAAACACAGAGUGACAAUAAGCAAAGACACGCAAAGGUUCGUUUUGGCUCUGUUUCUGUUCAAGAGUGGCAAGUUCCAGACGCCGCAAGAGUUGAUUGACGAGGAGCAUCCCGUCCGCUACAAACCGAUUGAUCAAUCUGAAUAUUUUGCCGCCGUUAUGAACAACGCAAUAAAUGGAGGAAUUAGUUACACUGUCAAAGACCACUGUGGCAUUACAGUUUGAUCAUCACUAAUGCAUCCAAUCAGCACCGUCGAUCUCUGUGUGAGUUAAUCAAGUGAAACCAACCACGUAAUUUUAUGCAUCCAUAAAUCCUCUGUGAUACAAUAAAUCAAGGAUAUAUGGGGCUUCGGUUUCUGGCUAGAAGAUAUAGGGCAGUUUAGUAUUCCUUUGAUU
Molecule: messenger RNA, 1217 nt
Organism: Malus domestica (apple)
Lineage: Eukaryota; Viridiplantae; Streptophyta; Magnoliopsida; Rosales; Rosaceae
Product: deoxypodophyllotoxin synthase-like
Molecular function (GO): 2-oxoglutarate-dependent dioxygenase activity
Source: RefSeq, a predicted model, not a curated record